AUGUCGAGCAGAAAAGAGGAAUUUCGGAAAGGAUCUCGACUUAAGCACGAGGACGGUGACGGUCACCGACGGAAGGCGUUCCGGAGGCCGACGGAGGGCGACUCGGGUGACGAUUAUUCGUCUGAAGAGGACGCGGUGCCGAAGGGAAAGCGUGCGAAGGAAGCUGUCGCGUCGCGAGGCCGAGGCGCGGAUCCUGGCGAAAAGGUGAAGGUGGCGAAACGCUCUGCGAGCGACAAGCGAGGGAAGGGCGCUGCUGAUGGGUCGCUCAAGGAUCGGCCGAAGGUUCAGUAUUCGUCGGAUGAGUAUUCGGCGGAAGACGACGAGGAGGCCGAUAUCAUGCAUAGAAAGAAACGCGACGGGAUGCACGGGAGAGUCAAUGGCGAUGGGAAGGCGAAAGAAGGGAAAUGCGUGAAGGGCGACGAGGGGAACUUAGGUGUCUCGGGAAAUAAGGAGUCCGGGAAAGUGAGUUUUAAGAAGGGAAAAGCGACUCGAGGCGAUGAGGAGGACGGUGAAAGGGAGGAAAAGGGUGGGAAGGGCAAACGGUCGUUUCGGCCUGGUAGGAGGGACGAGGAGAGCGACGACUGGGACGAGGAGGAGGAGGAGGAGGAUGGACCAGAAUUGGUUAAGCGGGAGGUGAAGGGGGGACUGGCGCGAAGGGAGGAGGAUGCGCGGAGGAAAGGGGGUGAGCGCGAGGGGCGCGAGGUGGGGCGGGAGAAGGAGAGGAGCAAAGGGCGAGAGAGGAGCGAGAGGGAGAGGAGCGAGAGGGAAAGGAGUGAGAGGGAAAGGAUUGAGAGGGAGAGAGCGGACGAUCGAGAGAGGGAAGAGCGAGCGAGGGAGAAGAUGCGGUGGGAGAGGGAGAGAGAGAAGGAAAGGGAGAGAGAGAGGGAGAAGGAAAGGGAGAGGGAGAGGGAACGGGAGAGGGAGAGGGAGAGGGAAAGGGAGAGAGAGAGGAGGGAGAGGGAAAAAGAGCGAGAAAGACGGGAAAGAGAAAAGGAGAGAGAGAGGGAAAAGGAACGGGAGAGGGAAAAAGAGCGGGAGAGAGAGAAGGAGAGGGAGAGGGAAAAGGAGAGGGAAAGGGAUCGCGAGUCGAGAAGGCGAAGGAGAGAGGCGGACGAUGAAGGGGAUGAUGGGGGGAGGAAGGCGCAGGGGGAGGAGGGGCGGCGGAAACGCGCCAAGGAGGAUGAGGGUGGGCGGGGCGAGAGAGGCGCAGAGGCGAAGGGGGAGGAGAAGGGGAAGGGGAAAGAGGAGGGGAAGGGGAAGGAUAAGGGGAAAGAGGAGAAGGGGAAGGAUAAGGGGAAAGAGGAGAAGGGGAAGGAGGAUAAGGGGAAGGAGAAGGGGAAGGGCGGCGAGGGGGAGGAGGAGAUGGACGCGGAGCAGCGGAGGCUGGCGGAGGAGAUGGAGAGGCGCAGGCGGCGAGUGCAGGAGUGGCAAGAGCAGCGGCGGAAGAAGGCGGAGGAGGAGCAGGCGCGCGCUGCUGCAGGCGCAGGGGGGGAGGGCGGAAGCGGGGGCGCGGAGGGGAGUAGCGCGGCGCAGGCGGAUGGGGGAGGGAAGGGGCGCGGGUGGACCCUGGAUGGGGAGUCGGAUGAUGAGGAGGAGAAGGGCGGGGGUGGGGAUGGCAAGGAGGAGGAGGAGGAGGCAAAGGGGGUUACAGCAGAGGAGGAGGAGGAAGUGGAUCCUCUCGACGCGUUCAUGAACUCGCUGGUGCUCCCAGAGGUCGCCAAGCUAGACGCCAAGGAUGCCGCCCGCCCCGCCGCCGCGGCGGGAAGUGUGGAGGCUGCAGCGGGCGGCAGCAGUUCGUCCCAAGCUGCCAACGGUGGCGAUGCGCUGAUGGGUGCGGGGACUGGUGGAGGGGCGGACAAGGGUGGCGGCAAGGGGAAGAAAGAGAAGGGGAAAGAGAGAGGGAGAGAAGAGGGGAAGAGGAAGGCCAAGGGGCCCAAGGGGCGCAUUGUGUUUGGAGUGGACUCUGAAUCAGACGAUGAGAUGGGUGGGGCAGGCGAGUCAGGCGACGAGGAGGAGGGUGAGGAGGGAGGGGAGGGCAAGAAGGGAGAGGAGGAGGAUGAGGAUUUUGUGAAGCGAGUGACGGCCGUGGCUCAGACCAAGGCAGAGAAACUCGCCCCUGUGGACCACUCCCAGGUGCACUACGAGCCGUUCAGGAAGAAUUUCUACAAGGAGGUGAAGGAGGUGGCGAGGAUGACAGCGGAUGAAGUGGCUUUAUACCGCCGCGAGCACGAGUUCAAGCUGCGCGGCAAGGACGUGCCCAAGCCGGUGCACACGUGGGUGCAGAGCGGUUUGAGUAAUAAAGUGCUGGAUGUGCUCAAGAAGAUGGGGUUUGAGAAACCGAUGCCGAUCCAGGCGCAGGCGCUGCCGAUUGUGAUGAGCGGACGAGAUUGCAUUGGGAUUGCCAAGACUGGUUCUGGGAAGACGUUGGCAUUUGUUCUGCCCAUGUUACGGCACAUCAUGGACCAGCCCCCACUGCAAUCAGGGGACGGCCCAAUAGGUCUCAUCCUGGCCCCCACGCGUGAGCUCGUGCAGCAGAUCUACGCCGACAUCCGCCGCUUCGCACGCCCCCUCGGCCUCUCCUGCGUGCCCGUCUACGGCGGCUCCGGCGUGGCCCAACAAAUCAGCGAACUAAAACGCGGCGCCGAAAUAGUAGUCUGCACGCCCGGGCGAAUGAUCGACAUUCUGGCGACGAGCAACGGGCGGAUUACCAAUCUGAGGAGGGUGACGUAUCUGGUGCUGGACGAGGCGGACCGCAUGUUUGACAUGGGAUUUGAGCCGCAGAUCGGGCGGAUUAUCGGCAAUACCAGGCCGGACCGCCAGACUGUAUUGUUCUCGGCGACUUUUCCCCGGCAAGUGGAGACCCUUGCACGGAAGGUCCUCACCAAACCGAUUGAAAUCCAGGUGGGUGGGCGUAGCGUGGUCAACAGCGACAUCACUCAAACCGUGGAAGUGCGCCCUGAAGGCGAGCAGCGCUUCCUGCGUCUCCUCGAGCUACUAGGCGAGUGGUGCGACAAGGGCAAGAUCCUGGUGUUUGUGCAUUCCCAGGACAAGUGCGACGCGCUCUUCCGCGACCUCCUCAAGUCCGGCUACCCCUGCCUCUCCCUGCAUGGUGCCAAGGACCAAACAGAUAGAGAAUCCACCCUCCAGGACUUCAAAACCAAUGUGUGUAAUCUGUUGGUAGCGACCAGUGUCGCGGCUAGAGGGCUCGAUGUGAAGGAGCUUGAGUUAGUGAUAAACUACGAUGUGCCGAAUCAUUACGAGGAUUAUGUGCAUCGGGUGGGGAGGACCGGGAGGGCUGGGAGGAAAGGGUGCGCUGUGACGUUUAUCAGCCCGGAGGAGGAUCGGUUCGCGCCGGACCUGGUCCGAGCCUUGGAGCUGUCGAAGCAGCCGAUUCCGGAAGAUCUUAAAGCCAUGGCUGAUGCGUUCACUGCCAAGGUGAAGGCCGGGAGCGUGGUUGCGCACGGGAGCGGGUACGGCGGGAGUGGCUUUAAGUUUAACGAGGAGGAGGAAGCUGCUAAGAAGGCGCUGAAGAAGGCGCAGGCGAAGGAGUACGGUGUGGUGGUGGAUGAGGAGGAGGGGGGCGAGGAGGAGGAGGAGAAAGAGGAGAAGGAGGGGAGCGGGGCGAUUCGGAGAGUGGAGGCUCCGAUGGCAGCAGCGGCAGCGGCGAAUCCAAUCCAAGCAGCUGUGCAGGCGAGGAUGGCCCAGAUGGGAAUCACCCCUGCUGCUGGCGCUGCUGCUGUGCCAGGAGCUGCUGCUGCUGCUGCUGCCCUUGCCAACCCGCUCGCUGCCUCCCUCGUGGGAGCAGCAGCAGCAGGGGAAUCAGCAGCGACGGCCAUCGCCUCAGCAGCCGCCGCAGCCCCGACCCCGGUCUCCCGUGCAGCGGCCUUUGCAGCAGCCAUCAGCCUGCAGCACAACUUAGCCAAACUCCAACCCGCCGAGCCCGUGAAAGCGCACUACGAAGCGGAAUUCGAGAUCAACGAGUUCCCGCAGCACGCGCGGUGGAAGAUCACCCACAAGGAAACCCUUAACCAGAUUAUUGAAUGGACGGGAGCGUCGGUGACCACGCGCGGGCUGUACUGCCCGCCAGGCAAGGCAUUAGCGGCGGGGGAGAAGAAGCUGUACCUGUCGAUCGAGGGGCCGACGGAGGCGAGUGUGAAGAAGGCCAAGGCGGAGAUCAAGCGCAUCAUAGAGGAGGCCAGCGCUGCUGAUGCAUCCCACCAGCAGCGCCCCGUGCAGCCGGGGCGGUACUCGGUCAUGUGA
Closterium sp. Yama58-4 is the source of this 4260-nucleotide messenger RNA. NCBI's taxonomy places the organism in Eukaryota, Viridiplantae, Streptophyta, Zygnematophyceae, Desmidiales, Closteriaceae. The record is from the annotation of a GenBank genome assembly.